Calidris pugnax (ruff) is the source of this 1108-nucleotide messenger RNA. RefSeq names its product aminoacyl tRNA synthetase complex-interacting multifunctional protein 2 (gene AIMP2). The record is from RefSeq and is a predicted model, not a curated record. The coding region runs from base 5 to 982 and encodes 325 amino acids. Lineage: Eukaryota; Metazoa; Chordata; Aves; Charadriiformes; Scolopacidae. Gene Ontology annotation, cellular component: aminoacyl-tRNA synthetase multienzyme complex. The transcript has 4 exons.
CCCAAUGGGCGCGGGGGGAGCGGGCCCGGCGCGCCGUGCGGGUGCCGCCAUGCCCAUGUACAAGGUGCGGCCCUUCCACGGGCCCGGUGCGGCGCCCGAGCAGCUGCCGACCUGCAUGUACCGCCUGCCCAGCCUGCACCGCACCGCGCCGCCGCAGGAAGAAGUUGACCCGUCGCUUCAAGCCCUUGAGUCCCGGCAGGAAGAGAUCCUGAAACGCUUGUACGAACUGAAGAGCGCGGUCGAUGGUCUCUCUAAGAUGAUACAAACCCCAGAUGCUGAUGUAGAUGUAACUAAUAUCAUUCAAACUGGUGACUGUUCUCCUUUGACAGCCAACGGAGCAGACUUAGAUCUGAUGCUUGGAAAGGAUUAUGGAGCCCUGAAAGAUAUUGUGAUCAAUGCAAAUCCUUCUCUGCCUCCACUGUCACUGUUGGUACUACAUAGCCUGCUUUGUGAACGCUAUAAAAUAUUAUCAGCUGUUCACACACACUCCUCAGUGAAAAGCGUGCCAGAAAACCUCCUGAAGUGCUUUGGAGAGCAGACCAAGAAGCAGCCCCGUCACGAGUAUCAGCUGGGAUUCACUCUAAUUUGGAAGGAUGUUCCCAAACCCCAGAUGAAGUUUAGCAUCCAGACCAUGUGUCCUAUCGAAGGGGAGGGGAACAUCGCUAGGUUCCUCUUUUCCCUGUUUGGCCACAAGUACAGUGCAGUUACCUCCACGCUGAUGGACAGCUGGGUGGACACAGCCCUCUUCCAGCUGAAGGAGGGCAGCAGCAAGGAGAGAGGAGCCGUCCUGCGCGCCAUGAACGCUGCCCUGGGCAAGACGGCGUGGCUGGUGGGGAAUGAACUCAGCGUGGCAGACGUGGUCGCCUGGUGCGCGCUCCAGCAGACGGGGAGCGCCAACGCUGCCCCAGCCAACGUGCAGAAAUGGAUGAAGUCGUGCGAGAACUUGGCACCUUUCAGCUCAGUGAUGAAGCUGCUGAAAUGAGCGUGUGCUCCUCAGAACAGGGUCGGGGUGAUUUCAUGCCUCCGGAGGUUCUUCGAGUCCCUCCUGAGAUGUGUUUAAGUAGUACAGUUGGGCAGAGCACGAAAGUCAAUAAAAUCAUUGCAGCUA